UUUUAAUAUACUGUCCCUAGUUUGAUUUGGCAAGUUGUUUUAUACUAUUAAAUAAAUUAUUUUUAUUUUGACCACAUGGACAGACAAAAGUACUAGCCUAUUGAAUAUUAAACGUCAGAUAAAAAAUCACUUGCCUAAUUAUUAUUAGAUAAACUUAAUGUGGUAACCAGGAUGUCUAGAUCAAUUGAAUUCAAUGUUUUAAUCGAAUUAGGAGCUUGGAGUGCAGGUUCAAGUCUAGGUCUAGUCUUGUGCAUAAAAAUAUCAAGUAGCCACAAUAUUAUUAGUAUUAGUAUUAUUGUUGACCAAACGAAUGUCGUUUUGUUUCAGGAAUCCCUCAACCAGAGUUUGACCAAAGCCAUAUUUGUAAGCAGCGCACCCUUAUCGAUGACCAAACAUCUACCAUGGAUUGAUUUUUUUCCGAAGAUUGUGGCCAUCUUAAAUCUCUCCAUUAAAGUACCAUAUCGCCUAAACUUGCCUAGAUGCUGCGUAUGCGGAGAUGCAAAAUGACAAAACUUCCCAGCCUAAAUCUUCAUUUAAAAUGCAACGGAUGGAGUAAUAUUCUAAACAAAUCAAUUGUAAACAUUGUGAUUUCUAAACCAAAGCCAUUACUUGUAGAUUUUAUUUGUAAUUGGAGACAAUGCAGCCAACAUGCAAAGUGCUUUAAAUAUUGUUAAGGAGAAGUUUUCUUAAAUCAUCGCUUUAGGAUGUCUUGUCCAUCUUUUGAAAUGAAAUGAAAUGAAAAAUGACUUUAUUUACAGAGGCGAAGUUAGGACUUAAAAGUCCUCUCUACCACUUAACCUCCUUUUGUGUGGGGAUAUUGUGAGAUGUGCCACAGUGAAAAGCUUCAUGGCAACUGUAGAUGUGGUGAAAAAUAACCAUCUUUUAAAGGCUAUUUUUGAUUGUCUUCAGUCAGAGAAAAGAUUUAAAGAAAGAAUCUCUUUGAAAUUGCUUGGAAACACAAAAUAGGGGAGCAAUUUAUUUUGCUUAUAAAGUCUGGAGGCAAAUAAGUCUGUUUAGCAGAAACUUGCCAUCAGUGAAAAGGCUGAAAUCUCUCCUGAUCUGAAGAGGCACAUAUUGGAUGAUACAGUAUUUUGGGUACGUGUGGAGAAAAUAAUAAAGAUAAUGAGUUCCAUCAUAGAACUGAUAACAAGCUUCGAGGGCACAAUGAAAUGAUCUACAAAGUCUAUGUCAAGUUUAAAGAACUGCACGAUACAAUGGCUACAGAAAUUCCUCUUUCACCCUUUCAAAAAGUAGAGGAGAACAAGGUUAUGAAAAAAGUAACAAAGAGAAUGAAAUGCGAAAUAAGCACGAUCCACCUCGCAAGAGACCUAUUGAAUCCUUCAAGUCAAGGCUGCCAUCUACAACCUGAAAGUUACUGGAUGCCAUUUAUUUUAUUUGUGAAACAAGUGAGUCAAUGGGCUUUAAGAUAAUAAGACAUUCAAAAAUAUAUGGCUAAUAACAGACAAAAAAAAGGUUUGUGGAAGAGGACAUUUAUUUGGGAAGGUAUAACCGGAAAAGUGGAGAAGGAGAACCAAGUUGGAGCCUUAUUGUGGUGGAGGCAAUUAAGAGGUACUUGUGUGCUGGAUGAUGUUGCCAUCCGAAUCCUUGGUGUCCUAAUAACAUCUUCAGCUACAGAGAGAACAUUAAGCACUUUCUCUUGGAUUCACAACAAAAGGAGAAAUCGCUUGACCACCAAUAGUGUCCAAAAUAACGUACAUCUCUCACAACUGGCACCUUUUAAAUCAGAAAACCCCAAAACCAAAAGAAAGCCAAAAGAAAACCAAGUGAGCAAGAAGUUGAUGACAAGGAGGAACUAGAUGAACCACGACCCCUUGCUGAACUCUUAUCCAAUGACAGCUUGUUAGAAUCCGAAGGUGAACCCUUGGAGGCCAUAGAGUUAGAGACAAAGGACUUGAGCAGCGAAUCUGAUUAAGUUGAAAAGUGGAGAGCGGUUAAGAGUUCUUUUUGUAUGUAUUAGCAUUUUCUCUUGGAUUCACAACAAAAGGAGAAAUCACUUGACCACCAAUUGUAUCCAAAAUAAUGUACAAUAACGUUAGGUUAGGUUGGGAAUUGUGACAUUCAAUUUAGCCACCAUGACUUUCUUUCAUUUAAUUUCUUUCAAUACUCAAGAUCCACUGUACUAUAUCAAUAUAAAUUUCAAAUAUGAAAUAAAUUCCUUACUCUCCAAGUAUGACAAGUACUGCUUUCUAUAAAAAGAUACAGCAACUACAUAAUUCAAUACAUUACAUUAUUUCUGAUUACAUUAGUUACAUUUUGAAACCAUUUUUAGUACUACAAACUUCUAUUGUUAGGGGCAUACCACUUAAGUUUAUUAUUUUCCAAAUAUUUUAAGAUGGAACAUGUCAUCAAGGUUAAAUCAUCGUAAUCUAAGUUUUGACGGAAUACAACAAAUCAUUGAAACAGUAGAAUUUGAUUGUAAUGAUGGUGAUUUUGGGUGUUUAAAUUUAAGAAACAAUGAGCAAAACUAUUGGGUAGAGUAAGAUAAGCGGACCCAGUUAUUUAUAUAGAUUAGUACAACCAUCGAUACUUAAUAUACAUUUAUCGAAUACGCGUUUAUAAAUCAUAUCAACAUCUAUAGUCAUUAUCACAAUCAUAUUUUAAAUUGAAAUAGCUAAUAUAAUACAUAUAGUGAUAAUCUUAUAAAUAAUAAAUGAGCUCUAAUGAUAAAAACGAUAUCAAGCUGGACAAGCUAUAAAUAUUAUAUGGUUUCUUUGAUAUUUCAGUCUAGGCCAUAAUUGGUUUUGUU
Messenger RNA from Homalodisca vitripennis (glassy-winged sharpshooter), 2767 nucleotides. RefSeq lists its product as uncharacterized. The record is from RefSeq and is a predicted model, not a curated record. The transcript has a single exon. Gene Ontology annotation, molecular function: protein dimerization activity. Lineage: Eukaryota; Metazoa; Arthropoda; Insecta; Hemiptera; Cicadellidae.